AUGCAUGAUGCUGCCCGGUCUGGCUGGAGCUUCAAGCUUCAGGAGCUCGAAGCUUCAAGAUGCACUGGAGGAUCCUCGGUUUUUGACGUCCAGGAUUGCAACUCGCUCAUUGGUGCGUUGGGGCGCAGCUCAGGUUGGAGUCGAGCCCUGCAGUCGUUUAGAAUUUGGAGAAGCAGAUCCAAGGUUAGUAGUUACAAUAGCCUGGUGGCGGCGCAGAGUGGAAAUCAGUGGAGAGAGGCCUUACAGACUUUGGAAGAAGCACGGGAGAGACAAGUCCAGAUUGAUUUAUUUACCUGGACUCCAGUAAUCAAACAUUGCCAAGCUGGUCGCUGGAAAGCUGCCCUAGGUUUCCUGACAGAAGUUCGAUCUUCCGACCUGCGCUUGGACACCAUCAUCUAUGGCGCCACCUUAGAUGCGACCGCUGGUGCGUGGCUCCAGAGCUUGGAACUGUAUCACGAGAUGGGAAUCAGGAGCUGCAAGAGGGACUUCUGGUGCUACCAGCCUUUGUGCCAUGCCUGGCCACAUGCCUUGGGACUCCAGGUAGAUGAAGCUGUCCGGGUUGCUGCCAUGGCAGUUGCCAGAGGUCAUGCAUGGAGACUGGCGCUGUUCUUGCAUCGCCCUACUGGCCCCAUGGCAGUGAACGCGGUCAUGGGGGCGUGUCAGAAAGCUGGAGUUUGGGAGUGGGUUUUGCAGAUCCGCGAGGGUGCCAUCAGGUCUUCCCUGCGCUUGAGCAGCAUCAGCUACUGCUUGGCAAUCUCUGCCACGCAAGGUGUGCAAAGCUUGUGGGUGUCCUCCUUAGCCUUGCACAGUGAGAUGGUAGAGGUGGGACUUGGAAGAAACCACUUCACAGACAGCGCAGUUCUUCCCAGUCUUCCAUGGCACCUCUCCUUGAAGCUACUUGAAGAUAUGCCAUGCAUCGGUGUUCAACGAAACGUGGUGACUCACAGCGCCAGCUUCAAUGGAUUGCCCUGGGCUUUGGCCUUGCAACAGCUACACGCUUUCCCCGCAACACUCAACACCAUUCUCCUCACUGCUGGCGCCAAAGCUGUGAACCAGUGGCAGAGGAGCAGCCUUUGGCUGCUGGAGGCGUACUCCGUUGGUUUGCGCUUGGACAGUGAGGCGCAAACCGCACUGCAUGGCUGGCGGGGUGUGUUCGAGCUGCUUCCCAGGGAUGCUUUGGUGCCGACAACCCGGGGUUAUGCCCUAGUAAUGGGCGAAUGUGAAGAUCGGGGACAGUGGGAGGAGGCCUGGAAACUGCUCAGCCAGAUGGGGCCAGAGCAAGAUGUGAUUUGUUAUAACUCAUUGCUAGCUGCUUGUACUCAAGCGGAAUGCAUCGGAAAAGAAGAGUACUGUAUCAAAUUCGUCGUUCCAGGGUGGGUGGGUGCUUGGUUUGUGGCCUUCAUGGACCUUGGGGAUUCAGAUCCUUGA
Durusdinium trenchii is the source of this 1428-nucleotide messenger RNA. NCBI's taxonomy places the organism in Eukaryota, Dinophyceae, Suessiales, Symbiodiniaceae. The record is from the annotation of a GenBank genome assembly.